UUUCAAAAGUUGUAUUAGAAAGAGCGGUUCGUAUGACUGUAAUGUUUUAAGUGCAUUGUGUAUGCAUAACAUAAAAGCAACAAUUAUCACAGUUAGAAAAUAAAAUGAAUUGUUAAAUUUAUUGUUAAAUUGUGGGCUAGGGAUUUUUAUAUAGUUGCAUUAAAAUUGAUUAUAUAGUUAUGGCUAAGUGGAAGUUAUGCCGUCAACAAUUUGGAGAUGAGCAAUUUGAAUUCACUGAAGGUGAUGAAGUUAGGAUUGGCAGAGGAUUGGAUAACACAAUUACACUUUCAAGUAUAGUAAUAUCAAGAAAUCACUGCUUAAUAAAUGUCAAAAGAGAUGAAGUUACAAUCACAGAUCUUAAGAGUUCUAAUGGCAUAUAUGUUGGGCUUAAAAGGAUACCACCGAACAUUCCAUAUACAUUAUCUGAAGAUGACCUGAUAGGUUUUGGAUGGACAAUUGGAGCUCCAUUGGUAAAAAUCAUGGAUUCAGAAAAAUUUGUUUUUAAGUUGAUUAAGACUGUAGCUUCUAUUGUUAGUCGUAUUCAUUUUCAAAGUAACAGCGAAGAAGACAUAGAAGUUGAUAGUUUCAUAUCAGAUACAAAAGAAUAUAAACCUGUAAUAAAGAAUGAGGAAUCACCAAAUACCAAAACAUUGUUACAAUUAAAACGUAAAUUAAAUGGUGACAGCAAGAAUGAUGAUAUAAUUAACAUUAUAUCUGACAGUGAUAAUGAACCAAAAGCACAAGAGUGUUUCAGUAAAAAAAUUAAACUUGAUCCUAUAAUAGAGGACUUAACUAAAGACAAUAUAAAAACUGAAAAUGAAGACUUACAGUAUGAAGCAUUUAAUGUUAAACAAGAAUACUUGGGAUAUGAUGAUGAUGAACCGAUUCAGAUUGAUAGUGAUAGUGACAGUGAAUCUGAACAGUGGUUUUUAAGGUUAUCACAGAGUUCACCUGGAAAACCAUUUACAAAAAUUGAGCAAAAUAGAACAGAUAAAUUGGAUACGAGCAUUGAAGAUAGUUCAUAUAGUCAAUUGGAUGACAUUAUAUUUAAUAAUAUUGAUAAAGAUAAUGAUGAAGAAGACUUUAUUGAUGAUAUCAUUACAAUACCACCUCAGCUUCCAGAAAUACAACCUAUCACUGAAACAAAAGAAGUAGAAAAAAUCAUUGAAAUAGACAUAAUUGAUGGAAAGAAGCAGUUGUUCCUAUACAACAAUGUCCUCAUACAACAAUAA
Messenger RNA from Vanessa tameamea, 1232 nucleotides. RefSeq lists its product as uncharacterized. The record is from RefSeq and is a predicted model, not a curated record. The transcript has 3 exons. NCBI's taxonomy places the organism in Eukaryota, Metazoa, Arthropoda, Insecta, Lepidoptera, Nymphalidae. The coding region runs from base 180 to 1232 and encodes 350 amino acids. Gene Ontology annotation, molecular function: protein binding; mRNA binding.